AGCAUCUUUCGAUGCAUGCUAUUUUGUCCCACUGGUCCAAUAUUCCAGCCUUCCAUGACGCCAUUUUGCGUCGCACAAUACGAGUGCAAGAUGAUGCUUUGAUAACGUGUAACGCGUCCUCCGAUUAUUCGCAUAUAGAAGCAAAUCUAUCGAACCGUUGAGUAUCAGUCUUCCAUGCGUAGGUUCCAUUGUAUGAAUGUUUCGAGACCCAGUCCGUGAAUAUCUAUCGGAAAUUUGUGGGUAGAGCUAAUCAUAUCAAGUUCGAAUAUAUCUGUUACAAGCUUUUUAUGAUAGAUUUAUGACUUAGUCUUGGCAUUCUCUGAUCUUCUCACCUUCUUGAUGAGGACAUGAUAAGUGUUGUUUUUGAAUAUUAUUUCAGAAAAACGCGCUUAGUGAUGUUUUGUUACGAGAAUGAGAGACCUAUUACACAGUGGCACUGCCAUCACGGUUUGCGUGACGGUCCUCGUUGCUCUUCUCUUAGAGGUGACGUACGCAGUUGAUCGGUCUAACUUCAAAACGUGCGAACAGAGCGGCUUCUGUAGACGUAACCGUCGUCUCCAGCCAGGCCAAUCACCCUUUAUCGCAUUGACAACAACUGCCGAACAGAAAGAUGCAAGUCACGUCGAGUUGGACAUUCUUAACUCACACAACCAGCAAGCCUUCAUGCUUCGUCUUGAAGGAAUCGAGGGUGGCACUCUUCGGAUGACCAUCGAUGAAAAAAACUGCCCUGUUAGGCGUUACAUAGCACUACCAGCGCUUCGUUCGGGUAUCAAGAACAUUCCGAUCACGUUGAUAUCCAAGACAGAGGAUAAGUUGGAGGCCACAUUUGGAGCUGACGGCCGAGUAGUCGUUUCUGCUGAACCGCUGCGCAUUGACGUAUAUUCUAGAGACACCCUAGUGUUCUCUGGCAAUGCGCGUGGCCUUAUGGUGUUCGAGCACUAUCGACAUCGUGAACAUGAGAAAAAGAACGCUAAGGCUGAAGAAGAAAAAAAGGACGCAGAUGAUGAAGUAGACCCAUCGAAAGUUUCGUAUAACGAACGUGGCGAGAAGAUUGUGGAUGGAAAGAAAGCCAGCUUAUCGGGUGGAUUCUUCUCAAAGUUCUGGGAUGGUGAGGCGAAGAAGGACAUCGACGCCAAUGCUGACACUGAAAAGGACAAUUCGGAAAAUGCCCAUGAAGGAGCCAACAAGACAGGCGAAGAUCUGGAUGGUGCUUGGGAGGAGAACUUUAAAGGUCACAUAGAUUCGAAACCCCGAGGCCCGAUGUCUGUAGGCAUGGAUUUUACUUUUGAAGAUUUUACUUUCGUUUAUGGACUGCCCGAGCAUGCUGAUAGCUUCGCCCUAAGACCCACAAAGGACACUUCUCGAUGGCCUGCGUUAUGGUUCAGCAAAAGGGACAGCGGGUCGGCCAUAAGCAGUAAAACAGCCACUAAUCAGAGCGUGCCUAUAGAAAAAACGGAUCCGUACCGAAUGUACAAUUUAGACGUUUUCGAGUACGAAACUAAUAACCCGAUGGCGUUGUACGGAACCGUGCCCGUGAUGAUUGGACACAACGAGGAGCGAACUGUUGGCCUUCUCUGGCUAAACCCAAGUGAGACCUGGAUCGAUAUUGAAUCACCUGCCGGCGGAGUGCUAUCAUCUGUUGUUGACUUUGUUAGUAAUAAAAAGCACGAGACUCGACGUGAGACUCACUGGUUUUCGGAAACUGGGGUUAUAGACGUGUUCUUUAUGCUCGGCCCCAAACCAAAGGAUAUCGCGAAACAAUAUGCUUUGCUCACAGGAACAACACCUUUGCCUCCAAUGUUCUCUCUUGCUUAUCACCAAUCACGCUGGAACUACAAUGAUCAGGAUGAUGUUAGUGCUGUUGACGCUGGCUUUGAUGAGCACGACAUUCCUAUGGACGUUAUCUGGCUUGAUAUUGAGCAUACUGAUGGCAAAAGGUACUUCACAUGGGAUAGCAUUAAGUUCUCUAAGCCAGAAGAAAUGAUUCGCAACCUGACAGCAAAAGGACGACAUAUGGUAACUAUUAUCGAUCCACACAUUAAGCGUGACCCAAACUAUCAUGUACACUCGGAGGCAUCGGCUAAAGGCUAUUACGUCAAAGAUAAAGCGGGCAACGACUAUGACGGUUGGUGCUGGCCCGGUAGUUCGUCGUACCUAGACUUCUUCAAUCCCGAAGUUCGUGAUUACUGGGCAAAAAAAUUUGCUUUGGACCAAUACAAGGGCUCGACGGAGCAGCUAUUUACGUGGAACGACAUGAACGAACCUUCGGUCUUCAACGGACCCGAAGUGACAAUGCAGAAGGAUUGUAAGCAUGUGAGCGAUGUCGAGCAUCGAGACGUGCACAACCUUUAUGGUUUGAUGUUUACUUCAUCGACGUAUGAAGGCCAUUUGUACCGCUCCAAGGGCAAGUUACGUCCAUUUGUGCUUUCCCGAUCUUUCUUCGCAGGAUCUCAGCGAUACGGUGCAGUGUGGACAGGUGACAAUAUGGCAGCAUGGGAUCACCUUCGUGUGACGAUUCCUAUGUUGCUUUCGCUAUCGAUAUCUGGCAUUACAUUUGUAGGCGCAGAUGUGGGUGGGUUCUUUGGCAGUCCCGACAGUGAAAUGAUGAUCCGUUGGAAUCAGAUGGCUGCAUAUCAACCUUUCUUCCGAGGGCACGCUCAUCACGACUCAAGGCGACGCGAGCCAUGGCUGUUCGAUGAAAUUACCGUCAAUAUUUUACGGGAUCAACUCCGAAUGAGAUAUAGCAUGCUCCCACUUUGGUACACUCUUUUCUAUGAAAAUGAAAUUGAUGGACAACCGCCGAUGCGUCCUUUGUGGUGGGAAUUCCCAAUGGAUAAGGAGACGUUUGGAAUGGACGAUGCGCAUCUGGUGGGAGACCGCUUACUUGUGAAGCCGGUGCUUACGCAGGGUGCAACUAGCAUCGAUAUUUAUUUCCCAGGCAGAGACACUGUUUGGUAUGAUUACUUGACGCAUCAGAAAUUUGCGGGUGGCACCAAAGUUACACAGGCAGUAACUCAAGCCUCUAUCCCUGUAUUCCGACGAGGUGGAUCAAUAAUUUUUACUAAAGAACGCGUUCGUCGUAGUUCACCGUUGCAAGCUAAAGACCCUUACACCAUUACCAUAGCACUUGAUAAAAGCGGCACAUCUGCCAACGGAACGCUUUACAUUGACGAUGAAGCGACGUUUGAUUACCGUUCCGGAGCUCUAAUCUACUCGCUAGCACAAUACCGCGAUGGAGUUCUCAAUUACCAGCUCCUCAAGGGCCCAGGGAAUUUCACAACACCUGCGUGGGUGGAAAGAAUCGUUCUCGUUGGAGUACCUAAAUUGCCCACUAAAAUUACCUAUGGCGACCAACUCUUGGAGUUCGCUCAUGCUGAGCAAACCGUAACCGUCCGUAAACCCGGUUUCCAUGUGGAUUCGGCAUGGAGCAUCAAAUUCUAUUACUAGAUUACGUGACGCAAUUAGUCGUCGCAUAUACUGACACACAGAAUAUUUAGUGGGAGAAUGUGAUUUAAAGAAUAGCUGAAAGAUAAACUGAAGAAAUCGAUAUCGCAGGGACUGACCUAAGAACGCGAGCAGAUUACUCAAUAAUUCACAAGUAAAUCAUUCUUAGUUUAUUGAAUUAAUAGAACAGGCGGUUUUUGCUUGUAAUAAGGAGUAAAACCUAACAA
Molecule: messenger RNA, 3671 nt
Organism: Varroa destructor (honeybee mite)
Lineage: Eukaryota; Metazoa; Arthropoda; Arachnida; Mesostigmata; Varroidae
Gene: GCS2alpha
Product: glucosidase 2 subunit alpha
Biological process (GO): carbohydrate metabolic process; N-glycan processing
Molecular function (GO): alpha-glucosidase activity; carbohydrate binding
Source: RefSeq, a predicted model, not a curated record